This is a messenger RNA of Lecanosticta acicola, 2118 nucleotides long. The record is from the annotation of a GenBank genome assembly. NCBI's taxonomy places the organism in Eukaryota, Fungi, Ascomycota, Dothideomycetes, Mycosphaerellales, Mycosphaerellaceae.
AUGGCGGCAGCGACUGAGUCAAAUGUUCUUCUGUCGACAUUGACGAAUACUCCACAUGAUUUGCUCCAACCUUCCCUUCCGCUGUACACGGAUGCCAUUGCAUACCUCAAAAGCAUCCUCGAUCCGCUUGCGACGGAAAUCAGCACAGAGCAACAGGACCGAUUGAAGGAGGCGCGCAAGAAGAGAAAGCGCGGAGAGGAAAUUGAAGAGCACGAUGUUCUGAGGUUGAAGAAGGUGCACGCGGAAGGAUUUGGUGUUGGGCAGGUUUGGGAGCAAGCGAAAAGGGUGAUUGAAGCCGCGCGGAGUGAGGCAGAAAGAGAAUAUGAUGCCGUCAAAGCGAAUCUGGGUGACAGGACUGAUGACGAGGACGAGGAUGAGGACGAAGAGCAGGACGAAGUCGAUGGCGAAGACGACGACCUGGGCGUAGAAGGUGUGGAUUACGAGGUUGAGGGUGAAGACGACGGGGAGGAAGAAUAUGAAGGAGAAGAUGGGGAGAUGGGCGAAAAUGAGGACGAUCUCGAUAUGGAUGGCCCACACGACUACGAUGAGAUGGCCGGAGAUGAAGAUGAGCGGACGGAGGAUGAGCCUGCACAGGAAUUUGUUGCAGAUAGGUUCGGUCUCAACGAUGGCUUCUUCUCUAUCGAUGAUUUCAACAAGCAAUCGGAGUUCUUGGAACAGCAAGACGCAAGAGGAGAGGAUGAUGGAGCUGCGAGUGAUGAAGAAGAUAUUGAUUUCGACGCUGAUCCACUCGCGCAAGCAGCGUCCGGAGCCCAGGCCAAUGGCGAUGGUGCCGAAGAAUCCCCUGAGGAGGACAACGAAGACGGUCCCACAUUCGGCGACCCCGAUGCGCCCAGUGAGGAUGAGGAUGAGGAGUUAGAAGGUGGUGAUUUGGAUGACAUGGGCGGUAUGGGUAACACGAACGAUGUCAUGUACGCCGACUUCUUCGCGCCACCUGCACAGAAGAAGAGAAAGAACAAAAAGGGUCGACCAAACCCUCAUAAUUUCCCUGAGCCAUCAACGAAUGGGAAAACUCGAGAGGAAGAGGACGACGAUAUGGAGCGGACGAUGGCUGCUGUGCAUCGCGACCUCUUCGACGAGUCUGAGGAGGAAGGAGACGAAGAAGAGGAAGGCGAGCAACUAGAUCCAUCGGACCCACGGUCUCGCAGAUCAACUCAUGAAAGACGAAAAGCUGCACUUACGGAAGAGAUCCGAAAACUCGAAGCCGCCAACGUCGCAAAGCGAGAGUGGCAACUUACUGGUGAAGCCCGUGCUGCAGAUCGACCGAUUAACUCUUUGCUCCAGGAAGAUUUGGAGUUUGAGAGAGCCGGGAAGCCUGUGCCGGUCAUCACAGCCGAAGUCAGUGAGUCAAUUGAAGAGCUUAUCAAGAGACGAAUUCUUGCACACGAAUUUGAAGAUAUCAUUCGCCGGAGACCGGAUGAUCUCGCUACCGGCAAAGAGGGGAAACGUGGAAGACUCGAUUUCGAGCUGGACGACACCAAAAGCAAGAAAGGCCUCGCUGAAGAGUACGAGGAAGAGCACUUGCGACGCACAGAUCCCAACUUUGUCGACGUCAAGGACGAGAAGCUGCAGAAAGAGCAGAAGGAGAUCGAGAAGCUGUGGAAAGAGGUGUGUGGCCAGCUCGACAGUCUAAGUUCUUGGCAUUUCAGGCCCAAACAACCUGCUCCGCAACUCGAUAUACGUGUCGAUGCGCCUGCUGUCACGAUGGAAGAUGCGCGACCUUCCGCUGGAGGCGAAGUGGCUGGCGCUAGCCAACUUGCUCCACAGGAAGUCUACAAGGGUGGUGAAGCUUCGGAUAAGAGACAGGAAGUUGUGGGUAAGAGUGGGCUGCCUGCUGGCCACGAGGAGCUCUCACGCGAGGAGAGAAAGCGGAGACGAAGACGUGAGAAGGAACGAAUUCGUAAGUCCAGUGGCAAUGACACCAGCCAAACGGAGAGUAGAGCGGCCAAAGCAAAGAAAGGGAAGGACGGCGUCAUUGCUGACCUCAAGCGCGGUGGUGUCAAGGUCAUUGGCAAGAAAGGCGCUGUCACGGAUGUGGAAGGACGAAACGUCGGAAACGAUGGAAGUGCUGGACAAGGUGCCGCCAAGUAUAAACUGUAG